Messenger RNA from Pestalotiopsis fici W106-1, 1341 nucleotides. RefSeq lists its product as uncharacterized. The record is from RefSeq and is a predicted model, not a curated record. Lineage: Eukaryota; Fungi; Ascomycota; Sordariomycetes; Amphisphaeriales; Sporocadaceae. Bases 1 to 1341 code for a protein of 446 amino acids. The transcript is spliced from 2 exons.
AUGAGUACACGGGGUUCUCACAGCAGCGAUGACUCGUACGACCAUGACUCCUAUGGCUCUUCGAGUACUGCUCCUAGUUCACUAAGCGGUGCCAUGGCAUCAGCCAAGGACUUUCGUUCCAGAGCACCCAGGCAAGACCCAGAGCGUGGUGGCGUAGACCUUUCACCAUCGACGAAUGUGUAUGCGCGGUCUUCUGUAGAGACUUAUUCUUCAUUGAACUCGACAGAUGACGUUGAUGAGAUGGGCCUGAACGAUGUGGUGGACGACACAGCAGUACCGCCCCUACGACCAUAUACGCAUGAUAUUGCAGACGCCAAUGUGCGACCUUCUUCGCCUGAAUACUUUGCCGAGCUCUUUCCGAGCAUGAACAGGCUCUCCAUCAGGCACGAUGAUUUCACCACGGAUGGAAAUAUGAAUCUGCGCGUCGACACUAUAGUGCCAGGGAGGAGGAGAAGGACCAUCCAGCUUUUCCACCUACGCAUGUAUGAUCUCAACAAGCGCGACUUUUCGUUGCGGAGGUAUUGUAGAGACUCGGGACGUGAAGUCUGCAAUUCGAAAAGAAAGUACACGGAACCAGCCAUGCAGAGCCGACCAAACUUGCAGCGGUCUGUAUCCAGCGCCAUGAAGUCCUUUGGUCGGCCUCAGCCCAGACGUGCUCCUACAUCCGGCUCUAUGCUGUCGACUUUGAGCAGGCCGGGCACGAGCUACUCCAACUCAACGACUGGUGAAGACUUUGGUGGUCUCUUUGACACAGAAUCCACGCCCGACAAGCAUCAGCGGGUUCUUCAGCAUGCCACAAACUCCAUCAAGCUUGAGUUCUCCAACUACGCACGAGUCGAUGUUGAACGCUGUGGGAGCAAAGGAUCGAAGCGCUACGAGUUCAGCUGGUGGGGUCACAAGUACGCAUGGAAGAGGGUCACAGACAAAUUGACUGGAGCCGUCUCCUUUCAUCUCUUCCGCGAUGGCUCCAACUCGACACCUGUGGCUCACAUUGUACCUGAGACUCGCUCACCGACCGAGGUGAGAGACGACAACAAGGCUGGUGGAUGGGUACCCCCAUGUCACAUGUGGUUGAGCGAUGAAGAACUCGUCACGGCCAUGACCGAUGUUGCAGAUGUCGUUGUCGCGACCGGGCUCAUGGCUCUUGUUGACGAUUGCAUCAAGCAACGAUGGGGUCCCAAAGCCAUACAAGCUCAGCGCAUCAGUCUACCCACGAGAUCCAAGACGGUGGAGUUUGACCAUGGUGCACCUAAAUCCUUUGUACAACAGCUUUUCUCACGUCGAAACUCGGAUCACGCACGGCCUCAGCGGAACACACAGCGCCAAUUUAUUCCUUAUUGA